Lagopus leucura (white-tailed ptarmigan) is the source of this 1155-nucleotide messenger RNA. Its product is annotated as carbonic anhydrase 15-like. Bases 28 to 996 code for a protein of 322 amino acids. The transcript has 8 exons. The record is from RefSeq and is a predicted model, not a curated record. Gene Ontology annotation, cellular component: plasma membrane. Gene Ontology annotation, molecular function: carbonate dehydratase activity; zinc ion binding. NCBI's taxonomy places the organism in Eukaryota, Metazoa, Chordata, Aves, Galliformes, Phasianidae.
ACGGGGCGUUGCAGCGGGGCUGCCAGCAUGGGGCUGCUGGGGCUGGGGGUAACUUUUGUCACUUUGCCUCUUGUCAUCCGAGCGGCUGCAGGAGGGCAGUGGUGCUACGACUCACAAGACCCGAAGUGCGGCCCCAGCCACUGGAAAGAGCUGCAGACCACCUGCAGCGGCGACAAGCAGUCUCCAGUUAACAUUGACCGGCGCUGGCUGCAGCGGGACGGCAGCCUUGGGGACAUCAUCUUUGAGGGCUAUGACCAGGCACCCCCCGGCAAGUGGCGGCUGCUGAACGAUGGGCACACGGUGAUGCUGAGCCUGGAGAGCGAGCCGGGUGCUGAGCACAUUGCCAUCAGUGGGGGGGGCCUCCCGGGCCGGUACCGUGCACUGCAGCUGCACUUCCACUGGGGCAGCCCAUCUAGGAAUGGCUCUGAGCACACCGUGGAUGGGCAUCAGCUCCCCAUGGAGCUGCACAUCGUCCACAUCAACGUCAAGUACCGCACCUUGGGGGAGGCCAAGGGGCACCCAAGCGGGCUGGCUGCACUGGGCUGCUUCUUCCAGGUCUCAGAAGCCGCAAACUCCAACUACAACACGAUCAUUGGGGGACUGAGGAACAUCUCCCAUGCUGGGCAGGCAGUGGACCUGGCCUCCACCUUCCGCCUUGGCAUGCUGCUGCCACACGUCGCACAGCUCUCCCGCUACUACCGCUACCAGGGCUCCCUGACCACCCCUGACUGCAGCGAGGCCGUCAUCUGGACUGUGUUUGAGGAGCCCGUGGGCAUCAGCAGGGAGCAGCUGCAGGCGUUUGUCAGCACCGUUCACUUCCCGGCCUCGGGCGCUGCGCCCCUGAAGAUGACCAACAACUUCCGUCCUCCACAACCGCUCCACCGCCGCAAGAUCUUCUCCUCCCGGGAUGCCACGGCCAGCUGUGGGUGUCCCCACUGUCCCCUCGCCCCGCUGCUCCUGCUGCCCCUGCUCGGCCCCUUCUUGUCUUCCCUUUAGGGCCCGGGUUCCCUGUUGGCUCUUCUUUGCAGCGGUGAGGAAACUUCUGGUUUAUGGGUGAUGGGGAAAAAAUGGUAAAAAGCAGCUAGGGCCAUCAGCCGGGUGAGGAUGCGGCAGCUCUGUCGUGGGCUCGGUCAUGGGGCUGUCAGGGCUGCAAUA